Australozyma saopauloensis is the source of this 1407-nucleotide messenger RNA. RefSeq lists its product as uncharacterized. The coding region runs from base 1 to 1407 and encodes 468 amino acids. Gene Ontology annotation, biological process: late endosome to vacuole transport via multivesicular body sorting pathway; vesicle budding from membrane. The record is from RefSeq and is a predicted model, not a curated record. NCBI's taxonomy places the organism in Eukaryota, Fungi, Ascomycota, Pichiomycetes, Serinales, Metschnikowiaceae. Gene Ontology annotation, cellular component: multivesicular body. The transcript has a single exon.
AUGCAUCUACUAUAUCUAUGUACUAUCUUAUCUAGCUCCACCUACAUACACCCUAGUAUGGAGAAACCAUUCUCGGAAGUUCCCCAAUUCAAAGACUCUCGCCUUCCCUCACUCUACAGUGAUUUCUCCCACCUAAAGGAAAUCAACCCCGAAGGAUACCAAGCCAACCAUGAUGCCUGGGUGGCGCUUCUAGAUACUUCGUUGCGUCUACAUACAUUCGGGUCAAGCAUCACCCUUCCUGGCUCGAAAUUGGCCGCUGCGUUUCAUAAUAAGGUCUAUGGCGAGCCCAAGUCGCUCGCAGAAACACUAAAUCAGGAAAUCCGCAAAGGGACUUACGUGCCCUUGAGUAUUUAUAAGGAACACAAUGUGGUCACCUCUAGACGGGUAUUGGACUACUUUUCCCCGGUGAAAUUGGCAGUGGGGAUGUGGAGCCUGGUGAAGUUGAGUAUAUAUUCCCUGAAACAGCAUCUUGGUGUAGUUCCCGAUGCGUUUAUCGACCGGAGUAGAUUGGUAUCUGUGAGCACUGACAUACAUACAAAGCUUACACUGGAGGUGGCUCAAAAGGGUGUCAUAUCUGCAAAGUUAUUUAGUGAGCAGCUGUUUGCGGACGCAGUGCGUAGACUCAAUCUGCAUUUGUCCGAUGAGGAUGUUCAAGCGAUGAUGCUAUAUCUAUGUAGAGAUACAGGGAAGAUAGCCAUACUUCGAGAUUCAGCGGACGCUCUGGCCGUGUACUUGAAGCUCGGCGAAAACGAAACAGUCACCGAAGACGACGUUGCUGUGAUCAAAUUGAAGGAGAACAUUGGUAGUGUUGCCAAGCGGAUUGCAUUCUUGGAGGAGAAACUCGACCGCGAGAUUCCUGGCAGAUUGAGCCAACUUGUGAAAUCUCAAGCUUCCGAAGAUCGAUUGAAGAAUGUGCUCAUUCGGAAAUCUGCUUUGAAGAAGGCUCUCAGUAACUCGACCAAUGUUCAUUUGCAGCUCGUCCAGGUGCUAGACAAAAUCGACGAAGCGAAAUCUAACAUUGCAUUGAUGGAAACACUCCAGAACUCGAAGUCGGCUUUGGCCCUGUUGAACAAGCAAGUUUCUUUGGACGAAGUCGACACAAUUGCCGUCGAGCUCGAAGGCGAAAUGGCCUUGACUAGCGAGGUUUCGGACGCUUUGAUGCUCGCAUCUGGCGUUGACGAAGAAGAACUCGAAAACGAACUCGCACAAUUGGAGAAGGAUGAGAAGAUUUCUAAGCCAGACACCAAUAAGGCCGAAUCGGAGGACGAAGAACUCAUUGACAAACUCAAGCAUGUUACGAUCGACUCGAAAGCUCCUUUGAAUAAUUCAAAAUCUACAGACGGAGUAGAAGCAACAGAAGAAAAGAGAAAAAUACAUAGCAAUGAGCCUGAACUACUCAAUGCAUAA